This is a messenger RNA of Ictalurus furcatus (blue catfish), 1388 nucleotides long. Its product is annotated as odorant receptor 131-2-like. NCBI's taxonomy places the organism in Eukaryota, Metazoa, Chordata, Actinopteri, Siluriformes, Ictaluridae. Gene Ontology annotation, biological process: G protein-coupled receptor signaling pathway. The transcript has a single exon. The record is from RefSeq and is a predicted model, not a curated record. Gene Ontology annotation, cellular component: membrane. Bases 1 to 957 code for a protein of 318 amino acids. Gene Ontology annotation, molecular function: G protein-coupled receptor activity.
AUGUCAGACACUUUGACCUUUGUUGAUAUGCAGACCAUGAGACUGGCUUUUACAGGCGAGAGGAUCUUUAAAAUGUUCCUAGUGGUAUCCACACACUUACUUGUAAUUUAUGUUAACAUUAUAAUGCUGUUCACACUACGCACCAAGGCCAUCUUCUGUGAGACACCACGCUACAUCCUCUUUGCCCACAUGCUCCUGAAUGACACCAUUCACCUGGUGCUCGCUCUGGUGCUCUACAUGCUCAGUUCCUUCUAUCUACUGGUGGUGCGUGCUGUCUGUGCCUUCAUCGUGCUGGUGUCUACGUCGACAUUUGUUAAUGCGCCACUAAACCUGGCCGUCAUGUCCUUGGAGAGGUACACAGCCAUCUGCUUCCCUUUGCGACACAGCGAGUUGGCUACCCCAGCGCGAGCGAGCAUGGCUGUAGCUCUGGUGUGGGUUUUGGGCAUCAGUGAUGUGCUAACUGAUGUGUGUGCUCUCUUCCUCCUCGCAGAGCCAUCAUUCUACUUGUCUCCUGCAGUGUGUACCAUCACGCAGCUCAUGGUGGCACCCUGGCAGCAGGGCAGGAGUGUGAUAUUCAAAAUCUUGCUCUUUGUCAUGGUGGCCAUUGUGUUGCUCUAUACGUAUGUAGCUAUCCUGCUGCAGGCACGUGCCAUCUCCUCUGACACCACUUCUGCCCAUAAGGCCUUGCGCACUGUAGUACUGCACGCAGUGCAGCUUGGCCUCUCACUAAUGUCUUUCCUCUACGAGUAUAUAGAGUCCCUUAUUGUGAGCCUGCCACUUGACGUAUACAAACAGCUGCACUUCCUCAACUUCUUUGUAGUGCUGAUCCUGCCACGCUGCCUCAGCUCAAUCAUCUAUGGCCUGAGGGACGAGACCUUCAGGCCACUGUUCAAACAGAACUUCUUCUACUGCUGUAAAAACAGAGUUGUGCCUUUAGAGGCUUUUACAAAACACUGAUGAUGGGACAAGGACAAUGUGAUCAAUGUUUCUGUCAUCUGUAUAUGAAUAAAUGUGAAUAUGUUUUUCCAUAGAUACUUACACAAAACAUGUGGCAUGUUAAGUCUCACAAAAUAUUUGUAUGUAGUUUAUGGGUAUUACAUCUGUUAUGGGGUGUUUGUGAUUCUGAUAAACUACAGAUUGUAUUGCUUUUAUCCAAACUCAGGAUGUAUGCUGUAUCUCAUGUUAAAAAAAAGGGAAAAUAUUUUCUCUGUGUACUAAUAAAAUCUGAACUUCAUCCAACAUUUCCAAUGUGAGAUUUGCUAAAGAUGUGUCAAAACUGUCAUUGAAAAUGUUAAUAUUAUUGCAAGUAACCUCAGUAUCUCCCUUGCCGGCUGUCUUACAGUCACACAUUUUUUCCCCCGCUCCAUAAUGUCACGUUACUAAGGUUU